Messenger RNA from Penicillium mononematosum, 3114 nucleotides. RefSeq lists its product as uncharacterized. The transcript has 6 exons. Gene Ontology annotation, molecular function: heme binding; iron ion binding; flavin adenine dinucleotide binding. NCBI's taxonomy places the organism in Eukaryota, Fungi, Ascomycota, Eurotiomycetes, Eurotiales, Aspergillaceae. Gene Ontology annotation, cellular component: cytosol. The annotation marks the transcript as partial. The record is from RefSeq and is a predicted model, not a curated record.
AAUAUCUCUGCAAAGGACAACCACCAGUCGAAAGCGAUGAAAGACAGGGAGUGCAUUCCCGGACCCAAACCUCUGCCGGUGGUGGGAAAUCUGUUCGACAUCGACCUCGACCAUGGCCUACAGUCCGUUAUUAAGAUGGCCGAUGAAUUCGGACCCCUCUUCCAAAUCAGCAUCAACGGCGAGAAGCUCAUAUUUGCCACCAGCCAAGCCCUGGUCGAUGAGCUCUGUGACGAAACCCGCUUCCACAAGGCCGUCGUCGCUGGAGUCGAAAAGUUACGAAUGCUGGUCAAUGACGGCCUCUUCACUGCCUACCACGGAGAGCGCGGCUGGGGUAUUGCCCAUCGGAUUCUGAUGCCUGCCUUAGGCCCGCUACGUAUCCGAGACAUGUUCGAUGAUAUGAACGAUGUCGCACAACAGUUGUGUUACAAGUGGGCCCGCCAGGGAAGUUCGACCAGUAUCAAUAUCAGUGAUGACUUUACACGCCUCACAUUAGACACCAUCGCCCUCUGCACGAUGGACUUCCGGCUGAAUAGUUUUUACCACAGCGAGACUAUACAUCCGUUCGUACAAUCCAUGCUGUACGUGCUGAAGGAAGCCGACAUACAGGCCACACUUCCGGGUAUCGCGAACUCCAUACGCGUCAAGGCGCAGCGGCGCAUGUCCAAGCACAUUGAGGCAAUGAGGAGCAUGGCCCGCGACAUUAUCAAAGAGCGCAGAGACAAACUAGAGUCGGUCGACGACCUCCUAAACACGCUGCUGAACGGGCGCGACCCAGUUACCGGCGAAGGCAUGAGCGAUGACUUGAUCAUCAGUAAUAUCAUCACCUUUCUGAUCGCGGGCCAUGAGACUACCUCCGGCCUGCUCUCGUUUACAUUCUACUACCUAGUGCAACACCCACGCGUACUCGAUCGGGCCCGGAACGAAGUUGAUGAGGUCGCCGGCAUAGACCCGAUCACAAUAGACCAUCUUGCAAGGCUUCCCUACAUCGACGCCAUCAUGAAGGAGAGUCUGCGUCUGAUGCCUACCGCUCCGGGCUUCAGUGUCAACCCGAAGAAGACGGAGCUGCUGGGCGGCAAAUGGACGAUCACUCCCACACAGUCCAUCAAUGUGCUGCUUCCUGUCUGUCAGCGAGACCAGGCCGUCUUUGGGCCCGACGCAGGGGAGUUCCGCCCGGAGCGCAUGCUGGAAGAGAACUUCUCCAAGCUCCCACCAAACUCGUGGAAGCCCUUUGGCAACGGUCAACGGGGCUGCAUUGGAAGGGCUUUUGCCUGGCAGGAAGCCCAACUGGUGGUUGCCUUGGUCCUUCAAACGUUUGACUUGGUGGCAGAUGACCCGUCAUAUAAACUGCACAUCAAAGAGACUCUCACUAUCAAGCCGGAUGGCUUCCGGGUCCGAGCCACAUUGCGUCACGGCCAGAGUGCUACGGGGCUAUCCCAGCGGAGGAUGUCGGAGGGCGCUGCUGCGAGCCUGGUAUCGUCAACUCAUCCUGCCGGGAACGGGAACGAGCAGCAGGCAGCGACAGGGGGGCCGGUUUCCUUCUUCUACGGCUCCAACAGCGGAACAUGCAAAGCUCUCGCCCACCGGCUGGCGUCAACCAUGAUGGCCCGCGGCUUUACCAACCAGAAGCUUGCCCCACUCGACAGUGCCGUCGACAACCUACCGAGAGAUCAGCCGGUGAUCAUUGUAACAACCACCUACGACGGGCAGCCCACGGACGAUGCAAGGAAGUUUGUUGCCUGGCUGGAAAGUGACAAUGUUCCGUCUCUUCAAGGUGUCUCCUACGCAGUCUUUGGCUGCGGCCACCAAGACUGGACCAAAACAUUCUAUCGCGUCCCGAUCUUGAUCGACCACCUGAUGCACAAGGCCGGAGCCAAGCGUCUUGCGACACGAGGCGCAGGCAAUGCCGCCGUCACCGAUCUUUUCUCAGAUCUCGAAGCGUGGGAAGAAACCAGCCUGUUGCCUGCCCUCCGCGAGACUUUCCUCCCAUCUAAUAGUGGCGACAUCGAACCACUCGACCCACACCAGCUCCAAAUCCACCUCAGCAAGCCCACACGAGUGGGCUUGCACCAGGACCUCGUCGAGGCCAAGGUGACUGCCGUCCGGAUUCUCAACCAGCCCCGCAUCACGAUCAAGUCGUUCAACGCGCUCGGCCUUCCCCAUGCCACACCUGUGUCGGCGGGCGACCUGUUCAGCUCGUAUCUAGAGCUGUCCCAACCGGCAACGCGGAAUAAUCUCAAAGCACUCGUCUCGUCCGCACCGUCGGAUGUGGACAAACAAGAGCUCCUCCGUUUCCAGCAUUCCUACGACUCACUCAUAAAAAAUAAGCGAGUCUCAGUCUUGGAUCUCCUCGAACAAUUCCCCUCCAUCGCACUCCCUCUCUCUACAUUUAUCCCUAUGCUUCCCCCAUUGCGCGUCCGCACGUACUCCCUUUCCAUGGCCCCCUCCUUCAAACCCUCGCAUGGCUCUCUCACCUUCUCCGUUGUCAACGAGCCAGCAUGGAACGGAAAUGGCCGGUAUCUGGGCGUUGGAUCGAACUAUCUAGCCUCGCUAACAUCAGGGUCCAUUCUCUACAUAUCUCCCAGACCGGCUAAAGACGCUUUCCAUCUCCCGAUGGACCAUUCCAGCAAGCCAAUUAUCAUGGUCUGCGCGGGAAGCGGCCUUGCCCCCUUCCGCAGCUUUAUUCAGGAACGCAUGGCCUGGUUGGAACAGGGCAAACCACUCGCAAAGGCGCUGUUAUUUUUCGGCUGUCGUAGUUCCCAUGCGGAUGAUCUUUACCACGAGGAGUUGUCCGAGUUCGAAUCCGCGGGCGUCGUCGAGGUCCGGAGGGCGUACAGUCGCGCUCCAGACCACUACCUGGCCAAGGGAUGUCGGUAUGUGCAACACCGGUUGGAGGCAGAAACUCAGGCUAUCCAGGAUCUGUGGGCUCAACAUGCGAAAUUCUAUGUCUGUGGUUUGGGGAUAUGGCCAGGGGGGUCAAGGCCGUGUUGGAGACUAUGCUGGGGACGUUGUCUGAGGAGCGAUAUGUUACGGAGAUUUUCUAGAUGGCCAUUGCUUUUUGUCCUGUUUUUCUGUGUUCUAAAUUGGAUGUUAGCAAUUUUUUGCAUCUUUUUGUAA